GCAUCCUGCCGUCUCCUCUCUUGACCGCCCUGCUGCUCCGGUGAAGAAUAUAGAUUGCUAUAGGAUCUUCCGAUUUAAGUCAGUGUCAUCACAACUCUGAUCAACAAUCGCAUGUUAGAAGCCAUGAUCGUCUAUGUGAGAAGAAGAGAAAGAAAGAAACCAGUUAUGGUGGGUGAUGACCCUUAUGCUUCCCCAAUUUUAUGCACUAUGAGAGAUCCCAACAACUGUAGUGAGAUAAAUAGCAUGAAGGUGGAUGAUGUAAUAAACAUCUCUGAAAAAUUGAACAACAACCGGACAGAGACGAGGCCAAAACAGCCUGAUAUUGGUUAUGAACAUCUUCCGUUGAUGGAUGGCGCUGCAACGGAAACAGAGACAAGGCCAAAACAGCCUAAUAUUGGAUGUGAACAUCUUCCGUUGAUGGAUGGCGCUGCAGCGGAAACAACUCAGCGUAAAAGAGUUACCGCUAAGGCUGUAUAUAUUCGAAGGUACAAAGAUGCAAUGAAAGCUCUGAUGAAGCCACAUAGUAGUUAUGCAUUGUUGUACGAGCCAAAUCUUGUUUCAAAAUCAAAAAGUUCUAGCAAGAAGAUGAAGGGGACAUUGAAAUCCACACAACAACAAAGUAGGCCAGAGAAGAAUCCCACCAAAAAAGAAACACAAUUUAGAUCAUUCUCACAAAAUGUCAAGACUCUAACCGCUACUGGUAUGCUUGACGGGGCAGCUGUGCAGUAUCUUUCUGCAUCAAGAGAGAAGGAGCUUCGUGGAAUUAUCAAAGGCUCUAGCUAUCUUUGUGGUUGCAACUCUUGUAAUUACUCCAAGGUAGUAAAUGCUUACGAGUUUGAAUGUCAUGCGAGCUGCAAAACAAGUCACCCGAACAAUCACAUACACUUGGAGAAUGGCAAGACCCUCCAUUCGGUUGUUCAGGAGUUGAAGAACACCCCACCAGCUAUGUUAUGUGAUGCUAUUCAGGCUGUGAUCGGCCCUUCUCUGAAUCGAGAAGCUUUCAAUUCUUGGAAAGAAUCAUUUGAAGCAAUAAUGAGAGUCUAAUUCAGUUAUAGUUUGAAGAAUUGCUGGAAAAUAAAUGUUGGAUAUUGGUGGACUUCAACCUCAACCAGAAACUCUUAAGCUUGGGUAGUAACCACUUUAUCACU
Molecule: messenger RNA, 1148 nt
Organism: Salvia hispanica
Lineage: Eukaryota; Viridiplantae; Streptophyta; Magnoliopsida; Lamiales; Lamiaceae
Biological process (GO): positive regulation of transcription by RNA polymerase II
Cellular component (GO): nucleus
Molecular function (GO): RNA polymerase II transcription regulatory region sequence-specific DNA binding; histone binding; chromatin binding
Source: RefSeq, a predicted model, not a curated record